This is a messenger RNA of Conger conger (European conger), 1404 nucleotides long. Its product is annotated as gap junction gamma-1 protein-like. Gene Ontology annotation, cellular component: connexin complex. The transcript has a single exon. NCBI's taxonomy places the organism in Eukaryota, Metazoa, Chordata, Actinopteri, Anguilliformes, Congridae. Gene Ontology annotation, biological process: cell communication. The coding region runs from base 1 to 1404 and encodes 467 amino acids. The record is from RefSeq and is a predicted model, not a curated record.
AUGAGCUGGAGCUUCCUCACGCGGCUCCUGGAGGAGAUCCACAACCACUCCACCUUCGUGGGGAAGCUGUGGCUGACGGUGCUCAUCGUCUUCCGCAUCGUGCUGACGGCGGUGGGCGGCGAGUCCAUCUACUACGACGAGCAGAGCAAGUUCGUCUGCAACUCGGGCCAGCCGGGCUGCGAGAACGUCUGCUACGACGCCUUCGCGCCCCUCUCGCACGUCCGCUUCUGGGUCUUCCAGAUCAUCCUGGUGGCCAUGCCCUCGCUGGUCUACCUGGGCUACGCCAUCAACAAGAUUGCCCGGCUGGAGGACGCGGGGGGCGGGGCCUGCCGGCCGGGCGGGGCGGGGCCCCCGGGGUUCACCCACCGGAGGCCCCGCAAGAUCUUCUUCGGCGGGCAGGGCCAGGGGAGGCGCGUGUCGGAGGAGGCUGAAGAGGACCAGGAGGACGACCCCAUGAUCUACGAGGUGCCCGACAUGGAGGGGCGGAUGGAGAUGGCCCCGCCCCGGAGGCGGACCAAGGCGCGGCACGACGGGCGGCGGCGUAUCCGUGCCGACGGGCUGAUGCGGGUGUACGUGGCGCAGCUGGUGACGCGCACGCUGGUGGAGGCGGGCUUCCUGGCGGGGCAGUACGCCCUGUACGGGCUGGCCGUGCCCUCGGUCUUCGUGUGCCAGGACCCGCCCUGUCCGCACAGCGUGGACUGCUUCGUCUCGCGGCCCACGGAGAAGACCAUCUUCCUGCGCAUCAUGUACGCCGUCGCCCUCCUCUGCCUGGCGCUCGACCUGUGGGAGAUGCUGCACCUGGGGGCGGGGACUGUGUGCGACAUCGUCCGCCGCCGCCGGGGCCCGCCCCCCGAGGACGAGUACCAGCUGGGCUCGCUCGGGCCGGGGCCGGGGCGGGGCGGGGCCGGGGGCCCGGUGGGGGAGGACGGGAGCACGGGAGGGGUGGCAGGCGGCGAGUACGUGGCCUACCCCUUCUCGUGGAACGCCCCCCUGGCCCCGCCCGGCUACAACAUCGCGGUGAAGCCCGAGGUGCAGCCGCAGUACGCCGACCUGAGCAACGGCAAGAUGGCGUGCCGGCAGAACCGCGCCAACAUCGCCCAGGAGGAGCAGCGGCAGUUCGGCAGCAACGAGGAGAACUUCCCGGCGGGGGAGGCGCGCGGCGGCGGCCCCCUGCAGAAGGAGGUCCAGGAGGCGCAGGAGCAGCUGGAGGCGGCGCUCCAGGCCUACAGCCAGCAGCACGGCGACGGGGAGAAGCCGCAGAGCAACGUGGCGUUGCCGCACCGCGACCGGAAACACCGCUCCGGCUCCAAGCACGGCAGCGCCAAGAGCAGGGAGGGCAACAGCAGCAGCAGCAACAGCAACAGCAGCAAGUCUGCGGAGACUAAGCCGUCUGUGUGGAUCUGA